UUUCCCAAAAAGAGGACAUGGGUUGCUCACAAAUCCUGAUCCUUGUGUCUAUUUUGUCAUGCUUUACUUUCAUGUGGUGCUUAGUGUUGGCAGGUGAUUUCAGAAAAGAUGUUGACAUUAUAUGGGGAGGCGACAAAGCAAAGAUACUACAAAACGGACAAGCCAUUACAUUAUCUCUUGACAAAACCUCUGGUUCUGGUUUUCAAUCCAAAGAUCAGUUUUUGUUUGGUAAGAUCUCUACGGACCUCAAGCUCGUCCCUGGAAACUCUGCUGGUACUGUCACAUCUUACUAUGUAGCGUCUCAAGGAGCGAUGUGGGAUGAGAUAGAUUUCGAGUUCUUGGGGAAUCUGAGUGGUGAUCCAUACACUGUCCACACAAAUGUGAUCAUGCAAGGAAAAGGUGAUAGAGAACAACAGUUUCGUCUCUGGUUCGAUCCCACGACUGAUUUCCACACUUACUCCAUCCUCUGGAACCCUAAAACCAUAAUAUUCUAUGUGGAUGGUACACCGAUAAGACAAUUCAAGAACAUGAAGACAAUGAAUGUACCUUACCCUGAGAGACAAGCAAUGAGAGUCCACUCAAGCUUAUGGGAUGGAGAUGAUUGGGCUACAAGAGGAGGACUCGUGAAGACUGACUGGUCCAAAGCGCCUUUCACUGCUUGCUACAAGAAUUAUGAGGUCCAAGACUGUGUUGGCUCUAAUGUAACUUGCGGUGGUGAUGGCUCGAGCUCGUGGCUCAAAGAAGGGAUUGAUGACAGUGGCAUGAAAAGGCUUAAGUGGGUACAAAGGAACUUCAUGAUCUAUGAUUACUGCAAUGACCCUAAGAGGUUUCGUCUAGGGUUGGCUAGUGAAUGUGUUGCUAAUGAUAUGAUUUAAAACAUUAUAAAAAGAGUUAUAACUUCACCUAUUCAAGUUAUACAUACAAAAUAAAAAAACA
This is a messenger RNA of Capsella rubella, 936 nucleotides long. RefSeq names its product probable xyloglucan endotransglucosylase/hydrolase protein 23. Gene Ontology annotation, biological process: cell wall biogenesis; xyloglucan metabolic process. Lineage: Eukaryota; Viridiplantae; Streptophyta; Magnoliopsida; Brassicales; Brassicaceae. Gene Ontology annotation, molecular function: hydrolase activity, hydrolyzing O-glycosyl compounds; xyloglucan:xyloglucosyl transferase activity. The coding region runs from base 18 to 875 and encodes 285 amino acids. The record is from RefSeq and is a predicted model, not a curated record. Gene Ontology annotation, cellular component: apoplast; cell wall. The transcript has 3 exons.